AUGGCCGCGAACUAUUCCAGUACAAGUAACAGGAGAGAACAUGUCAAAACUACAAGCAACCCCCAGCCAGGCUUCUUGGAGCGGCUCAGCGAGACCUCGGGUGGGAUGUUUGUGGGGCUCAUGACCUUCCUGCUCUCCUUCUACUUAAUUUUCACCAAUGAGGGCCGCGCACUGAAGACAGCCACCUCCCUGGCCGAGGGGCUCUCCCUUGUGGUGACCCCUGACAGCAUCCACAGUGUGGCCCCAGAGAAUGAGGGAAGGCUGGUGCACAUCAUCGGGGCCCUGCGCACGUCCAAGCUCUUGUCGGAUCCAAACUAUGGGGUCAACCUUCCGGCUGUGAAGCUGCGGCGACACGUGGAGAUGUACCAGUGGGUGGAAACGGAGGAGUCCCGGGAGUACACCGAGGACGGGCAGGUGAAGACAGAGACAAGGUACUCCUACAACACCGAGUGGAGGUCAGAAAUCGUCAACAGCAGAAACUUCGACCGAGAGAUUGGCCACAAAAACCCCAGUGCAAUGGCAGUGGAGUCGUUCACGGCUACAGCCCCCUUUGUCCAAAUUGGCAGAUUCUUCCUCUCGGCGGGCCUCAUCGACAAAGUUGACAACUUCAAGCCACUGAGCCUGUCCAAGCUGGAGGACCCACACGUGGACAUCAUUCGCCGGGGAGACUAUUUCUACCACAGCGAAAACCCCAAGUAUCCGGAGGUCGGAGACCUGCGCGUGUCCUUUUCCUAUGCGGGGCUGAGCGGCGAUGACCCCGACCUGGGCCCGGCUCACGUGGUCACUGUGAUUGCCCGGCAGCGGGGUGACCAGCUACUCCCAUACUCCACCAAGUCUGGGGACACCUUGCUUCUCCUGCACCAUGGGGACUUCUCGGCAGAGCUCUCACGGGAGCCUGUUCGCGCCACCGUGGCCCCUCCCUCCCUCCUCCUCACCUGGCGACACGGGCCCCUCCUGGUCCGCAGACACGGGAACCAUCCGCUGACCUCGUGCGACGCAGAGCACCGUGGCCCCGGAAGCCUCACCACCUUUCUCUUCCCCACAGUGGACUGGUUCCCCGUCUUCCGAGACCUGGUCAACAUUGGCCUGAAAGCCUUCGCCUUCUGCGUGGCCACCUCGCUCACCUUGCUGACCGUGGCUGCCGGCUGGCUCUUCUACCGGCCCCUGUGGGCCCUCUUCCUUGGCUGCCUGGCCCUGGUGCCCAUCGUCAUUGCUCGGACCCGGGUGCCGGCCAAAAAGCUGGAGUGA
Puma concolor (puma) is the source of this 1248-nucleotide messenger RNA. The record is from RefSeq and is a predicted model, not a curated record. NCBI's taxonomy places the organism in Eukaryota, Metazoa, Chordata, Mammalia, Carnivora, Felidae.